Sitophilus oryzae (rice weevil) is the source of this 3697-nucleotide messenger RNA. RefSeq lists its product as uncharacterized. The transcript has 3 exons. Lineage: Eukaryota; Metazoa; Arthropoda; Insecta; Coleoptera; Curculionidae. The record is from RefSeq and is a predicted model, not a curated record. The coding region runs from base 709 to 3120 and encodes 803 amino acids.
AAUCGUCCCUUAGCUAACAACACCGCUCAAGUCGAAAAUUGGCGGUUUUUACAUUUUAAUGCCAUUGGAUGAAGCUGCGCAUUGCGCGUCGAACCAUUGGUCUCAUGAAAUAGAUUUCGGCCAAUCAGAAGCCGUAAUUCAAAAAAUAGUGACAGCGCUCAAGUCGGUUGGCGUCGCAACACCGCACAAGUCGUUAGUCUGUCAUAAUUUUCGCGGAAAAUACUUCGCGCUCUGUGUUUUUUCUAUUUUUAAGUGAAUUUUAUCGCUGGAACGUUCUUGCAAGUAGUUUUAAUAGAAGAUUAAGAGGUAAGCUAUAGAAUAAAGUAAUGUUUAUUGAUGUACGCGUAUUAAUUUAGAAAUAAAUGAUCAAAUAAUAUCCUUACUUACUUAGGCGGUGUUUACUAACAAUUUUUUCUUAACUUAGGCGGUGUUUCAAAAUUUGUUAUUUUUUACCUGACUGCCAAAGAGGAGGGUAAUGUGUUUAGGAUUCCACAAAUAUGGGUAUCAAAUGAAAGCUUGUGAUGUGUGUUACACAAAAUUGAAAGUUUUAUCAAAAUCGGUUCAGUAGUUUUUAGAUUCUUGGUCGGGGGUUUUACGACUUUCUGUCGACUCAGUUAAUAAUAAUAUAAGCUUGUUAUGAAAUCCUAUGAUUGAAAUGGUGUUUCAAAUUUGUUAUUUUUUUAGGAAACUCAAUAAUUGAAAGGCGCUAUGGAUGGAGAAGAAAUUGAUUCCUGGAGUGAUCUGGGUUCAGGUGAUGAAUGGUUAUGUGCCCAACUACAAAAAUCAGGACUGAUGUCAAAACAUAAACGGCGUAAACAAAGUUGCAAAGAAGAUAAUAAAAUAAUUAAACUAGAUGUGAAUCAAAAAGAUCCUCCUAAAAAUGAAACUAUUGCAACACCAAUAAAUGAUCAAAACUUCGGGGAGUCCAUAAAAGGUAUUAUAAGUAGCCAGGAUAAUGUAAACGCAAUAUUUGACCAGAACAUAGACUUGGAUAAUAUUGAAAACAUUGACAUUCACAAUCUACAAGUUGUAGAAAAAGUUGGUAAUGACUUCUUUGAUCUGCAACAUAUACCACCCGAAUUUGCUACAGUGACCAUCGAGUAUCCUCAGCCUUCUGCAUUGAAUGUAGCCAAUAUUUCGGUAGAAAGUGAGAACGUUGUACAAGAACUAGGAAAUAUUCAUAUCGAAGCUUUACCUACGAAUACUCAAGACCCAGUUUCGGAUAUAGUAAUUAACACAGAUACAGAUAUAAUAGAUGAAAAUAAAACAACCCAAACCAAUAUACAGCAAUCCAGUGUCUCUGCUACUCCAUCAUGUUCUUCAAAAGUGGUCAUACUCAGCAAUAUUCCUUAUCACGGGGAUUUGUUAAGUAAUAAAAAAAGACAGAACAAGGCGUCAAAAGAUCCAAAUAAAUAUAAACGCAAUAUAAAUAAAGAAUUACGGAUGAAAGGUGAAAGUUAUUUAGGAUACAGAAGAGACAGAAAAGCAAAGACUAAUGAAAAAUUUAAAGUGAAACAAGACGUAUUUAAGCCUGCAAGAUCCAUGAAACCACCCUGCACUUCUGCGUUUUGCAAGAAAUCCAAACUCAGGUCAUGUGACAACAUAAACGAGGAACAGCGAAAAUAUUUGUUUGACAAUUUCUGGAAGAACAUGAACUGGGAGCAGCGAAGAUCAUUUAUAACUUCUCACGUUAACAAAGUAUCAAAGAAAGUUACAAAAAAUCCAGAAUCAUCCAAAAGAACUGAUAGUCGAACUUACGUUUUGACGAUUGAUAAUGUACGUCACCAAGUCUGCAAAAAAAUGUUCUUGGCCACUCUUGGAAUUAAAGAUUGGUUUAUAAGAUAUUGGUUGACAAAAACCGAUUGUGCUAUGCCUCCCGAUGUGUCUUCUUCAACCAGUAAUCGCAGAAAUCCAGAGAAAAUUGAAGACCACAAACAUGUUGAAAAGUUUUUAGGAGAUCUUCCAAAGAUGCCGUCACAUUACUGUCGUGCUAAAACAUCACGAGAAUAUUUAGAACCAAUUUUCUCGAACAUGACACAGCUCUAUCACGCAUAUAAAGAUAAUUGUGAAUUAGAGGGUAGAGAAUGCCUUGGGCGUAAAUUAUUUGACAAAUUAUUUUUGAAACUCAAUUUGAGCCUAUUCCACCCAAAGAAGGAUCAAUGCGACGUUUGUUGCAGUCAUAAAACUGGAAACAUUACUGAUGAAGAAUACGCUCAACAUGUUCUGAAGAAAGAUCGAGCCAGGAAAGAAAAAGAUACUGACAAAGGAAUUGCACAGUCCGGAGCUUGUCACGUAUUCACACAGGAUGUUGAAUCGGUAAAAUUGGCCCCGUAUCUUCAAGCUAGUGCAAUUUAUUAUAAAACUAAAUUAUGCGUCCAUAAUUUUACAUUAUACAAUAUAGCAACUAAGGAAGUAAUGUGUUAUUGGUUCGAUGAGUCAAAUAGUACGCUUGAAGCCUCUGUUUUUGCUUCAUGCUUAGUAGACCAUCUAGAGAAGGUUUUGAGUCUGAAAUUAUUGCCUGUGGUUUUAUAUUCCGAUGGUUGUUGUGCUCAAAAUCGCAAUGUUACCUUAAGCAAUGCUUUAUUACGUUUAGCGAUUGAAAAAAAUAUUGUGAUUACUCAAAAGUACCUGGAAAAAGGCCAUACUCACAUGGAAUGUGAUUCGGUACAUAGUGCCAUAGAGUGUAAAUUAAAAGGUAAAGAAAUUUACCUUCCACAACAAUACAUGGCUAUAAGUAAAACUGCUAGGAGUGAUCCUAUGCCUUACCAAGCUUGUUAUUUAGAUUAUACCUUUUUCACAGACUUUUCGAAAGAAUUGAUUUAUAAAUCUAUAAGGCCUGGUAAAAAAGUAGGUGACCCUGUCGUCACAGAUUUACGUAUGCUAGAAUACAGACCAAAUGGCACAAUUUGGUAUAAAGUUAGUUUUGAUGACGAGCUUCACCCGUUACCACAUCGUCCCACGGCAAUUAACAGCAUUAAACAAAUAAAUAGCUUGCAAAAAUUGUACGCAGCUAGAAUACCAAUUACAAAGCGGAAGUAUCAAGAUUUGCAAGACCUAAAAAGUGUAUUGCCAUCUAGUUGCCAUUCUUUUUAUGAUGACCUUCCGCACAGCAAUCACUAAAGACUGCAACUAAACUAAAGACUAGAGAUUUUGAGUUUUCUUUAUUAUUUUAUUAAUAGAUACUAUUAUAUAUUAUUUCUUUGGAGUUUAUUAAAGACUAAGUAAACUAAGAUUAGUAUUUGAAACAUUUACCUAUUAAAAGAUAAAAAUAUUAGGUACUUCAUUUAAGUUCUAACUAGAGGUUUGUGUAUUACCAAAUUACUUUAAGCAAUUGAUCUCAACAUGUGAUUCUUAAGAUUUAAGUAAAGAUACCUAUCUAUGUUAUAAAGAAUGUUAAUUUUCUUUUCUUAAUAAAAGCUUUUAUUUGCAAAUCAUCUUUUAAUACCUUCUUAAUCCCUAACAUUUUCACAAACAACACCGCCUAAAUCUAAUAAAAUAUCAGUCAACACCGCUCAAGUCAUAAAAUAAAAGUUAAAAUAAAGUAAAUCGUCAAAAUAAGUAUAAAUAAUUAUUUCUUAAUCGUUAACUAGGAUGUAUUAUGAAGCAAUAGAAAAAAAACACAGAUUUUUUAAAAUAGACAGUUUUUUUCGUCUCCUGUAAAGUUGGCAAAAACGACUUAAGCGGUGUUGUAAGCUAA